Oppiella nova is the source of this 607-nucleotide messenger RNA. The record is from the annotation of a GenBank genome assembly. Lineage: Eukaryota; Metazoa; Arthropoda; Arachnida; Sarcoptiformes; Oppiidae.
AAUCGAUCGACAAAUGCUUUCAAUGAAAGCUUCGUUACAAUUGGUUUGAAAUUGACGUCAAAUCACUAUCACUUGCAUUGCAUUCACCGCUCAUUCAGUCGUCUAGAGCAUGACUUCCGCAGCGAUUGAAGUGUUUGUCCGUCCGAUGCAAUCACUGAACACUUCCAACGAUCACAACAUUUCCGGUGAUUAUUCAUGUGAUAGACUAGUCUUGAGUGAAGACCAACAGAGAGAAGUGGUUAUCAAACUGUUGGAAGAGUUGGAAGCGUUUGUAAACGAAGACAAUUGCAAUGAAAUGAAUUGCAAUGAUUUGAUCGAAAAGAUCUGUCAUUGGAUUAAAUGGAAAGCGCGUCAUCUUGAAGAAGACGAGUCUUUCAGACAACAACUGGACGUGUAUUUCAAUCUCCUGAGGAAUGUCUUGAGAAACUUCAAACUGAAUGCUAUAUCGCGCGCAUUGAUACUGGAAGUGAUUGAGUUGAGAGCCGCCAACUGGACUAAUGUGGAGGACAUCGACAGGUAUUAUCGCAACAAAUUGUCUCAAUUGAAAGCCAAUGACACGUCGUGUGCCGGCAAUGACUUGAGUCGCUCCAAGAGUUUGCAAUCGUUU